This is a messenger RNA of Arabidopsis thaliana (thale cress), 630 nucleotides long. Its product is annotated as cysteine-rich/transmembrane domain protein A. Lineage: Eukaryota; Viridiplantae; Streptophyta; Magnoliopsida; Brassicales; Brassicaceae. The transcript is spliced from 3 exons. The record is from RefSeq and is marked reviewed. The coding region runs from base 145 to 438 and encodes 97 amino acids. Gene Ontology annotation, cellular component: plasma membrane.
CAACUUCAGUUUGUUUUCAUAAAAAUAAAACGAGAGAUCAUGUCUUGUAUCUUGUGAAGUAAUUCUCAAAAGAUCACUUUUUAAAAAUCAAACCUCUUUCAACUUUCCAUUGCCGAAACGAGGUUGCAAAUCUAAAGAUUCACAAUGGCAUCUUACCAUGUUUCUCAUGAUUCAUAUCAAUCACCAGGUCCUUCACCAUUGUACCAACCGAUAAUAGAGGCUCCACCGCCACCGUAUCCACCAACCCGAACGAGGUAUCAAGAUUACUACGGUGGCUACGGUCAGCCGCAUCCACCACCUCUACGUCCAUAUAGAUCAGAUCAUGAAUACUAUGGAGACGGAGAAUAUGUUGGUUGCUUUCCGUUUCUCAGAAGCUGUUUGACGACGCUAUGUUGUUGCUGGUUCGUGGAACAGUGCUGCUUUCGAAGUCGUUAUUAAUUCUAUUAUGUGAUGAGACCAUUUACUCUCGAUGAUCUACUUUUGAUCCGCGUUUAUGUUGUAUUAGGCAAAUUAGAAUACUUGUUUUGUUCAUGAAACAAGGACUUCUAAUAAUAAAAACAAACAAAAUUACGUUUUGAGAAAUGUCAUGAGACGGUAAACACUAGAUUUUUAUUUUUACAUCCUUCUUUU